CUCAAUAAUCCUUGAAACACCAAAAACAUCUUUUGACAACAACAAUGGCUUCAAAGAACUCGGCAUCUGUUGCUCUUUUCUUUGCCCUCAACAUCCUUUUCUUCACCUUAACCGCUGCAACUGAUUGUGGAUGCAACCCAAGUCCUAAGGUCCCAAGUCCUAAGGUUCCAAGUCCUAAAGUUCCAAGUCCCAAGGUUCCAAGUCCUAAGGUCCCAAGUCCUAAGGUUCCAAGUCCAAAGGUUCCAAGUCCAAAGGUUCCAAGUCCUUCAGUCCCAAGUCCUUCGGUCCCAAGUCCUAACCCUAGGCCGGUCACGCCUCCGAGCACCCCUGGCUCAUCUGGAAACUGUCCUAUUGAUGCUCUCAGACUCGGUGUAUGUGGAAAUGUCCUAAGCGGUCUACUCAACAUCCAGUUGGGUCAGUCUUCAUCUCAACAAUGUUGCUCGCUCAUCCAAGGUUUGGUUGACGUCGACGCUGCGAUUUGUCUUUGCACUGCUUUGAGGGCUAACGUUCUUGGCAUCAACCUUAACGUUCCCAUAUCCCUCAGCGUUCUUCUCAACGUUUGUAACAGAAAGCUCCCAUCUGGUUUCCAAUGUGCUUGAAAUAUAUCAGCUACUCGCUCGCAUAGUGUUCUCUUGAAAAUCACUACAGUUUGAAUAAUUGCAUGCAUGUACGCAAGUU
Capsella rubella is the source of this 678-nucleotide messenger RNA. RefSeq names its product pEARLI1-like lipid transfer protein 2. The record is from RefSeq and is a predicted model, not a curated record. NCBI's taxonomy places the organism in Eukaryota, Viridiplantae, Streptophyta, Magnoliopsida, Brassicales, Brassicaceae. The coding region runs from base 45 to 599 and encodes 184 amino acids. The transcript has a single exon.